CCCUGGUUGGCAACCCCCUCCAGGAUUUCACCAAGGAAGAUUGAAGGAAAGCCAACGAGAGGGCUCGGGAUUACAGAUGGAUAAAGGGCAGAUUAGAAAAAUGGAAAACAGACGGCAGUGGGAUUUGGAUGGUUCCAUUCAUAAGGUGACGUGGGCACAGGACGAAGAUCAUCGCGCCUGGAGCGAGCGAUUGGAGUGGCUGAUCAUUCAAGCGUGGAGGACGGACGAGGACGGCGACUUGCUCGGGUUCCUUUUUGGCUCGGUACGUCCCAGCCAUCACCGGCCGAUCGUCCUCGAACUUACGAUCCCCCUCGCGCAGCUCGCGGACGAUCUCCCCUUGGACAUCAUCUCGCAAAGUGACGCUAGCCCAGUUCCACACGUCCUUGCGCGGAGCCAGACACCGUACCUCCAGUGGUCUGCGUGUCUAGAGGAACCAGGGGAUGACCGCCAGCUGCCGUCGCGACAAGCGUAUCUGAAUCCGGGAGGAAUUAUCAAUCCUUCCUUCUUCCGCGAUCGGGCAGCCGCCGAGGACGAAGCGCUAGCAGCAGAAGAGGAAGCAGAAGAGGAGGAAGAAGAACAGCCUGGCAGCGGAACUGAGACAGAAGAAGACAACGAAGAAGAAGCUCCCGAAGAAGGGAGUUACAACGAACAUAGCGAGGGCGAGCCGAGCGAAGAGGAAGAACCAGACGACGACGAAGAAGAAGAGGAGUCUGAAUACAAAGGAUUUGAGGAAGAGGUGUGUGACGAGGCUCGGGCCCGGAAGAAGGAAGAAAUCGCGGCCGGAAAAAGACAGCUGGAGUUGGCCAGCUCAGCCGGCCAACCUCAAGCCGACGACCCGGCCAGAGAUCCGGAGCUACCAAAGCCCGAAGAUGGAGCGACAGCUGGCGAGACUUCGGCCCCACCAGCAAGACGGCGACGAAGCCGAUUCCCCUCCCCCUCCGCCUCAAACCGUCCACCAAUUCGUCAACGUACCGAUGCGGGGCAUCGGGCUUCGUCCCCGUUCGUUAUCCCGCAGUCCCCUUGAUCAUCUCACUCCCCGCCAAGCCACUACCCGC
Molecule: messenger RNA, 1055 nt
Organism: Chara braunii
Lineage: Eukaryota; Viridiplantae; Streptophyta; Charophyceae; Charales; Characeae
Source: the annotation of a GenBank genome assembly